Messenger RNA from Corticium candelabrum, 1753 nucleotides. Its product is annotated as WW domain-binding protein 11-like. The record is from RefSeq and is a predicted model, not a curated record. NCBI's taxonomy places the organism in Eukaryota, Metazoa, Porifera, Homoscleromorpha, Homosclerophorida, Plakinidae. Gene Ontology annotation, biological process: RNA processing. The transcript is spliced from 13 exons. Bases 155 to 1633 code for a protein of 492 amino acids. Gene Ontology annotation, cellular component: spliceosomal complex.
AUUGAUGUCAACUAUCUCUGAGGUUGAGGUCGCGAUUUCGAACACCUGCAUGUUUCUACGUCGUUGAGAAGCUGGAAGACUGUGUCUCGUCGUUGAUUCAUUUCAGUGUUUUGACUUAGAUUCUAGAGGACCGUGCAUUUCGUAGGCUAGGAAGAUGGGGAGGCGUUCGACGGCGACGACGAAGAGCGGAAAGUACAUGAAUCCGACCGACCAAGCUCGGAAAGAGGCGAGAAGAAGAGAACUGAAAAAGAACAAGAAGCAACGUCAGCUUGUCAGAGAUGCUGUACUGCGCAGCAAGAAUGUCAGAGAGCUUUGCAGUGAUCUAGACAAACUAGAGGAAAUGGAGCUUGGUCUCAGAGAGUCAGAGGUGUCUAAUGAGAAGGCGGUCAAAGAAAAAAAGAAACGGACGUCUGACACAUUGUUAAAAAUCUUGAAAUUCUAUGAGAAGAAUGAUAGACAUCAAUAUGUCGAAGCAAAGAAAUUAUAUGAAGACUCUGAAAACAAACGGAGAAAGUUACGAGAAGAGGUUUUUAAACCAUAUGGCUCCACAGGUCAGCAGGAAUUAGAAGCGAUCUGUUUGCCUGAUAUUCCACUUCCUCCUGAAACUCCUGGGACAACACUAGCUCCCAGUGAUAUUCCGCUUCCUGAAGAACACAAACCUGAGCCUUUACCAGCUGGUCUGACUCCACCAGGUCCACCUCCAGGACCUAUCCCAGAGAGAGCUAGAAGAAUUCCCGAUUCCCUUCAGCCAGAACUACCAGACAGUGACCAUACUCCAAAAGGAAUCUUGAAGCAGCAAAGUCAUGAAUAUGAUUCCCAGUCGUCAAGUGGUAGUGAUAGCGGAAACAGCAGUGAUGAAGAGGAAGAGAAGAGUGGAGAGCCUCAACCGAAGAGGUCAGUACGGUUUGCUCCCGAUGAGAAUGAAACAUCAAAGACACCAACUACCUCAGAGGUCACUACCAAUGCCAGUGGUCCAGAUAAACUCGAGGCAGUAAAGACCGGAACUCCUACAGAUAUACAACCUACUCCAGCUCUACCAAUGGCACAGCAUUUCCAAUCGACAAUGCCAUACCCACCAAUGUUGCCUCCUAGUGUCAUCUCUAAUCCACCAGUCAUGCCACUACAGUUCAGACCUCCACCUCCGAGAGAUAUGUUUCCUCCUCCUCCUCCUCCCCCUCCUGGACCACUGCAAUUCAUGCCUGGUCAACCACCACCUCACCUACCACAUAUGGGAAUACCACCACCAAUGCCACCAUCAUUCGGUCGAGGUAUCCAACCACCUCCACCUCCCCCAGGAGUAACAGCACAACAACCUAUACAUACAUCUCAACCGAGUGCUGUGCUGAGUGCACCGCCAGUUCUGACUGGAUCUUCAUCGUAUGAUUCUGGUGGAAAAGAUGGUGCGACAAUAUCUGCUGAACCUCAACUAAGGAACACUCAAGCAGAGGUUACAAAAUUUAUGCCUACAUCUCUAAGAAUUAGAAGAGAUCAACCGAGACUGUCAAAGCCGAGGCCGAAGGCCAUGCCUAUUCGACCGAUGAAGACUGGAGAAGGACAAAAGGCAGCAGUCAGUUCCGUUACCAAAGAUGAUGCUUAUACUCAAUUUAUGAAGGAAAUGGAAGGACUUAUGUAACAUGGGUACAUGCAAGUCCUGUAGGAGUAACUUCCGUCAUUCUUAUUUGUGUCAUGUAGUUUGUGCUACACAGGGCUGCUUAAUUAAGGAAUCCCUAAAAAUAAAAAAAUAGUGACCAGA